Syngnathus acus (greater pipefish) is the source of this 1609-nucleotide messenger RNA. RefSeq names its product metabolism of cobalamin associated C (gene mmachc). Gene Ontology annotation, molecular function: FAD binding; cyanocobalamin reductase (cyanide-eliminating) (NADP+) activity; demethylase activity. The transcript has 6 exons. The record is from RefSeq and is a predicted model, not a curated record. Gene Ontology annotation, biological process: cobalamin metabolic process. Gene Ontology annotation, cellular component: cytoplasm. Lineage: Eukaryota; Metazoa; Chordata; Actinopteri; Syngnathiformes; Syngnathidae. The coding region runs from base 43 to 837 and encodes 264 amino acids.
ACAAUAUCCCACAAUGCCACGCGGAGAUGAUGUCACGUUAAAAUGGCGGCCUCUGCCGUUAACGUGGAAAAUGUCAAAAAGUUACUCGAGGACAGUCUGCUCAAACUCGGAUUUGAAGUGUACACCUUGAAGGUAGGUUGGUACAACUCCGUGCUGCCCACCAAGCUUCAGCUGCCGUACCCGAAUGACAGCUUGGCCGUGGUGCUCCUCAGCACUCCCGCCAUGUUCGAGCAAGCCUUCCUUCCCUUCAUGGAGGAGAAAGGAUGCCAAGGGCUUUCUGACCCCAUUGACCAGUGUGUUAAACAUUGUGUCACCUCUGCUCUCACUCAGAACUUUCCCAGACAGAAGGUGGAUGUGAGUUACGACUACGAGCUGCUGCCCAGCAGAAAGCCCAAAUUCUUAGCGCAGACCGCCGCACACGUGUCAGGAGCGGCUUUCUACUACCAGCAGUCCGACGUCAGCGACCAACCCUGGGCUAACAAAAAGAUGUUCGGUGUGUGCGUGCAUCCCAAAUUGGGAGGCUGGUUCGCCAUCCGAGCUCUGCUGGUGUUCCAAGACGUUAAAAUGGACCCAGAGGAGCUCCAGCCUGCCCCUCCAGACUGCGUGCCCUCCAGGGAGGACAGGAUUCAGUUGCUGGAGGAUUUCAACUUGCGGUGGCAGGAUUGGAGCUACAGGAACAUCAUCACUCCUUCGCAGACUUACUCGCAGAAACAGAAGGACUACUUCGCCACGCCGCCUGCCCAGCGACCUGCUCUCCUCAGGAGUUGGGGUCUCCUGCCAGAGUUGGAUGACACUCGCUCUCACAGCCCGGAGGAUCACGCUCAGGUGUCUAGCUGAAUGAUGGAGGGAUCAGGAAAAAUCUACCUCAGGACGGAUCUUGAUCUCGACAGGCUUCCUCUUCCUGUCUCCUCCUCGCCAAACACUUCCCUGACACUUCCUGACCCCGUCACGUCAACCCCAUCCUUCUCUGUCACCCGCCCACUUGCAUCCUUUGACACUGAUGCAUGAGCUUCUUACAUGAAAUUUACAAUGUUAGUACUCUCUGUUGUUACAAUUCGCCUAUCGUCUCACGUGAAGAUGGAUUUUUUUUUUAUUUAACGUGAUUCAAACCCAACAAUCGCGAUGAUAGCGUUGCGCAACAAACUUAAUUGACAACCUUUAAUGGACUUUUACUGCAGCUGUAUUGGAAUUCGAUGCAGGUUUAAGGAGCAAUUCAAAUGUAAUGAGUUUGAUCCAAGGUUAUCAAACACUGCCCACAUCAAUACCACCUUGCGCCCACACACACACUUUAUUUGCAAAAUUUUAAUUCCAACUUGAUCAGCUCCAUCAACCUCGAUAAAGGAAGACCAAUAAUAGUGCUGGACGUUUUAAAAGUGGACUUUAGUGUGUGACAGAUAAGAGCGCUGACAAGUUGUGCAAAUGUCAAGGACAUUCCUGACAGCUUUUCCUGGCCUGACUGAUGGGAAGUGAGGAUAAAAACACACACACACACUUGGUGAAAAAGAAAGUGAUAAGGAAACUGGACCCCAUUAUGUCUGUUUAUCAGAGGUGGCAAAAGUACUCAGGCUUAUGUUUUUUAGAGGUAAAUACACGCUAGCUUUCAACGUUA